AUGUCCAGAGAAGCCUAUCAGGUUCCCUCGCUCACGCAGCAGGGCCCAACAUCCACAAGCACCACUGGCGCAGCCACCGGCAAUGAGGUCCUAUCAGUCGUCUACAUCUGCGGGGACUGCAGCUCGCGCGUCUCGAUGAAACGAAACGAUCAGAUCCGAUGCAAAGAGUGUGGCCAUCGAGUACUAUACAAGGAGAGAACUAAGAGAAUGGUACAAUUCCAAGCUCGAUAG
Molecule: messenger RNA, 231 nt
Organism: Trichophyton rubrum CBS 118892
Lineage: Eukaryota; Fungi; Ascomycota; Eurotiomycetes; Onygenales; Arthrodermataceae
Exons: 2
Coding region: 1-231 (76 amino acids)
Biological process (GO): DNA-templated transcription
Cellular component (GO): RNA polymerase III complex; RNA polymerase II, core complex; RNA polymerase I complex
Molecular function (GO): DNA-directed RNA polymerase activity; DNA binding; zinc ion binding
Source: RefSeq, a predicted model, not a curated record